Messenger RNA from Colletotrichum spaethianum, 1086 nucleotides. RefSeq lists its product as uncharacterized. The record is from RefSeq and is a predicted model, not a curated record. The transcript has a single exon. Bases 1 to 1086 code for a protein of 361 amino acids. NCBI's taxonomy places the organism in Eukaryota, Fungi, Ascomycota, Sordariomycetes, Glomerellales, Glomerellaceae.
AUGUUGACCUCAACCCUUCUCGCCCUCACCGGGCUGCUCCCCCUCACCCUGACCCUCGCCGCCGACACCCCGCAAAAGCCCCUCAACCUCGAGGCCGCCAAGCCCUUCGCGGCGCUCCCCGACCCGCUGCUCCCCGGCGCCGGCUCCCUCCUCCUCAGCUUCGGCGCUGCGUCCUCGUCCUGCGACGCCGGCGAGAAGACGUGCGACGCCAAAUGCAUCCCCCUCUCGGGCACCUGCUGCUCCACCGGCACCGGCGGCUACUGCGAGUCCGGCAAGUACUGCGUCUCGGGCGGCUGCUGCCCCGUCGGCAAGACCUGCACGGGCGCGCCGCAGGGGUGCUCCGCCGGCAAGGUGCUCUGCAACGGCUUCUGCAUCCCCACGGGUAGCGUGUGCUGCGCCUCGGGCGGCUACUGCGACGCGGGCGAGACGUGCACCGCCGACGGCUUCUGCGCAAAGUCCUCCGGCAGCGGCAGCGGCAGCGGCCAAUGUGACACCGGCAAGGUGCCCUGCGGGACCGGGUGCAUGCCCGCGGGCCAGGUGUGCUGCUCGUCGUAUUACUGCACCACCGGGGAGACGUGCGCGGGCAACGGCAAGUGCAACACGGGCAGCAGCUCCGGCGGCGGCGGCGGCGGGGGGAGUGGCCAGUGCGGCACGGGCCAGUCGCCGUGCGGAAGCGGGUGCAUGCCGGCCGCCCAGGUGUGUUGCGACACGUACUACUGCUUCACGGGCCAGACGUGCGCGGCCAACAGGAAGUGCCGGAACCCCGCGAGCGGCGGCGGCGGCGGCGGCGGCGGUGACGACGAUACUACGACGUCCAGUCUGUUCCUGACCACGACGCCGCUCCCAACCACCACCACGACGCUCGAGGAUUCGCCUGAGCCGACGACGACGGAGGACGACGAAGGGUCGACCUCGACCACGACCGACUUUUUCGCGACGUCGGGUACUACUACUGCCAGCUCUCGGACGACGGGGUUGGCGGCGCCGACGACCACGGGCCGGUCGGGUGCGGGUUCGGCAGGGAGGAAUGUGGAGGGUGCGGUGCUUGUGAUGGGAUUGCUCGCAGCGGCGCCGCUGGUCGUUUAA